Molecule: messenger RNA, 1220 nt
Organism: Scomber scombrus (Atlantic mackerel)
Lineage: Eukaryota; Metazoa; Chordata; Actinopteri; Scombriformes; Scombridae
Gene: mpv17l2
Product: MPV17 mitochondrial inner membrane protein like 2
Exons: 5
Coding region: 237-893 (218 amino acids)
Biological process (GO): mitochondrial ribosome assembly
Cellular component (GO): membrane; cytoplasm
Source: RefSeq, a predicted model, not a curated record
AAUGCCUGUGUUGUGCCACAGAGAAAGCGGCACUUGAUCGGAUACAUAGUCGGUGCAGCCCGGCGGUGGUUUCUGAUGUAAUCCAGAUUAAAUGACACCGGGUCAAGCAGUGUUUGAAUGAGUCUAAACUUUGAACACUUUUUAGGCUGUUAAAUCUCCCCCACCCCUCCUUCCUCCUUUCUCCAGAGAAAGUGUGAGAGUUUGUUUCAGCCGCAGAUGACAGUGGUCCAAACAUCAUGAUUCAACGGGCUGGUAAAGAGUUUCUGGUCCGCAUACGGUUCUUCUGGAAGCCGAUGUUUCAGGGUCGGUACCUGCUGCUCACCAACACCGUGAGCAGUGGAGGCAUGCUGGCGCUGGGAGACACCCUGCAGCAGUCCUGGGAGAUUCACAAGAGCCCAGGCCGGGUCCGGGACUGGGGCAGGACAGGCCGCAUGUUUAUGAUUGGCUGCACCAUGGGACCAGUGUUGCACUACUGGUACCACUGGCUGGACCUAGCAGUGAAGGGAAACUCGAUGAGCUCUGUAAUCAAGAAGGUUCUGGCGGACCAGGCGGUCGCGUCACCUCUAUUUGGGGCGUGGUAUUUUGUAGGUAUGGGGACCAUGGAGGGACACGGUUUAUCCCACGGAUUGCAGGAAUUCAGAAACAAGUUCUGGGAAUUUCUGAUUGCUGACUGGUGCGUUUGGCCGGCAGCUCAGAUGAUCAACUUCUACUUCCUUGCGCCCAAAUACCGCGUUAUUUACAUCAACACCAUCACAUUAGGGUGGGAUACCUACCUCUCUUACCUCAAACACAGAGAUGCAAACCAGCCCUCUGAGCAGGUGUCCGACAGCAGUAAAGUGGAGGCACAGCAGGAAAAGCUGCCACAAUCUGGAGGAAAAAGCAUAGAAACAUAAUUCAGACCGGAUUGUGAAGACGUUUAUCAGAGGCAAACAAUAUUUUUGCUGUCUUUUGCCUUUUUGACAAACUGCUGCUCUCCCAAGUUUAAACCUGCACUCCAUUUUUCUGUUCAAACUCAGAGGAGUUGUGGAUGUCUAAGUUGAAGUGCUGGGACACUUUUCCCUUCAUGUCUGUAACAUGUCUCCUGUUGCGUUUGUCUGUUUAUUUAUGCCUGAAGGAUGUUUAUUCCUGUAGGAGGCGCAUUCAGGGAUGAAAAGCUGUUUCACUGCCUGUCAUGCUGAUAACUGAAUGUGAUUGUUGGUUUGAAUCCCGCCAAGGCAUUA